This is a messenger RNA of Coregonus clupeaformis (lake whitefish), 4890 nucleotides long. Its product is annotated as CAP-Gly domain-containing linker protein 3. The transcript has 15 exons. Gene Ontology annotation, molecular function: microtubule plus-end binding. The coding region runs from base 130 to 1815 and encodes 561 amino acids. Gene Ontology annotation, cellular component: microtubule plus-end; nucleus; cytoplasm. Gene Ontology annotation, biological process: cytoplasmic microtubule organization. The record is from RefSeq and is a predicted model, not a curated record. NCBI's taxonomy places the organism in Eukaryota, Metazoa, Chordata, Actinopteri, Salmoniformes, Salmonidae.
CAGAGAAAGACCUUCGCAGCAGUACAGCACCAUCCUCAGCACCAUUGCUGUUCUCAUCUAGCUGAACCGCGAGGAAAAGCUUGAGAUAAUCAAGAAGCCUUGUUUUGAGGCCCGGCAACAUCUAGCAGAAUGACUAAAGAGCAGACUGCCAAGGUGGAGGAGGAGGCCCAGCCGGCCUCUGAGUACCAGAGCCCAGUUCACGAGCCCCGGAAGAGGCCCAUGGUCCACCCAUCUGCCCAGGCCCCCCUCCCCAAAGACUAUGUCUUCACAUUCUUUGACCCAAAUGAUCCUGCGUGUCUGGAGAUCCUGCUGGAUCCGCGCACCACCAUCCCAGAGCUGUUCGCCAUCAUCCGUCAGUGGGUCCCACAGGUCCAGCACAAGAUCGACCUCAUCGGAAACGAGAUCUUGAAGCGUGGUUGCCAUGUCAAUGACCGUGACGGACUGACAGACAUGACCUUGCUCCACUACAGUUGCAAAGCCGGGGCCCAUGGAGUCGGUGACCCUGCCGCUGCCCUCAGGCUGUCCAAUCUGCUAAUUUCCAUGGGGGCAGACGUGAGUCUCCGCAGCCGCUGGACCAACAUGAACGCCCUGCACUACGCAGCCUACUUCGAUGUGCCAGAGCUGAUUCGCAUUCUCCUCAAGGCCUCCAAACCCAGAGUGCUGAAUUCCACCUGCAGUGACUUCCACCAUGGCACAGCCCUGCACAUCGCUGCCUCCAACCUGUGUCUGGGAUCAGUCCAGUGUCUGCUAGAGCAUGGAGCCAACCCCACUGUCAGGAAUGAUAAAGGCCAGGGGCCGGCCGAUGUGGUCCCUGACCCCAUGGACAUGACUCUGGACAAAGCGGAGGCGGCCAUGGUGGCCAAGGAGCUGAAGCAGCUGCUGUUGGACUCUGUGCCCCUCAGCUGCAACCUGCCCCGCGCCACCCUGCUCAACUACGACAACAUCCCUGGCAACCUCAUGCUCACCUCCAUCGGCCUCAAACUGGGUGACCGUGUGGUGCUGGACGACAUGAAGCUCCCCAAAAAAUCGAGCAGUGAUGAAAUUGACAUCUCAGCUCUGCAUCACCUGAAGCAGACGGGCACCCUGCGCUUCUGUGGGACGACGGAGUUUGCCAGUGGCCAGUGGGUGGGGGUGGAGCUGGACGAGCCAGAGGGCAAGAAUGACGGGAGUGUGGGAGGGGUGCGUUACUUCAUCUGCCCCCCCAAACUGGGUAUCUUUGCUCCAGUGUCGAAAAUCGCCAAAGCUGUUGAGAAGGCCCCCUCCUCUGUCACCUCCACACCCAAGACCCCCCGCAUGGACUUCUCCCGCGUCACAGGAAAGAACAAGAAAGAAAAGAAGGAACUAAUGGAGAGAGAGAAAGCUCUGAGGAAGAAGUCUAUGUCCGUGGCCAGUCUGGACCCAGAUGGGGUGAAGGUGGAACUUGGAGACCAGGUGCUGGUUGCUGGUGUGAAGCAAGGAAUCAUACGCUAUUACGGAAAGACAGACUUUGCCCCAGGUUACUGGUUUGGUGUGGAGCUGGAGCAUCCCACAGGAAAACAUGACGGGUCUGUUUUUGGUGUCCGCUACUUCAACUGCCUGCCCAAGUAUGGCGUCUUUGCACCCCCAUCUCGCGUACAGAGAAUCUGCGGACCAAAGGACGGUCAGAGCGGCGAUGGCACGAUGGUGAAAAAAGUCCACCAGGUGUCAAUGAACCAGCCAAAGCGUAAAUUCAACGCAGUGAGGUCACCCAAGGACAUCACGUCUGAGAGUUCAAUAUCCAGGUUGCUGUUCUGCUGCUGGUUCCCCUGGAUGCUGCGUGCUGAGAUGCAGUCCUAACCACCCUCUCCUUCUUCCUCCUCUUCCUCCUCCUCAAAAGAUCUACUGCUCUCCUCCUCUUAAUGUCCAUCUUUCAUUUGUGCUUUUCUCUGGCUGUUGCUGUCAGAAUUACAGUAGUUAACAGCCCCCCCCCCCCCUCCCCAUCCCCACCCCCUCCACUCUCCAUCCUCCAUGAUCGCAGUCAGUCCUAUAGCAAAACCUAGUGCCUUGUAUGUUAACUAACAUCCUGCAUUCCAUUUGUAACACUAAUAAUGAGACUAAAUAAUUGUAACUCGAAAUCUGGGACACAAACCCUACAAAAGCAAUUAUCUAAUAGAUAUAAUCACUUAGUUUUUGUAAGUUACUCUAUUUUGGUGUUGAUUGCUUGUUGUUACACACCCCCUGUCAGCAGUUGCCAAAACCCUUUGACCAGUCAGCCAACUUCUUAUGCCAUGGAGCUUCUACUAGGGAACCUUUCAAAUGACUAAGUACAUGAUGCUGUACUUUAUUGUUUUGCUGCUGCUUCAUCCUAAUGUCCAGUAUUUCAGAGGAGACCAAGGGCCUCAUUUAUCCUCAAAGUAAUACAUGGUCUGUCAGUGUGAACAGACUGUAGAUGGCCAUGUUGCGCUAAAGGGUUUGAUCCAAAAUGUGGAUGUGUGAGUCAAAUGGUGUUACAAAUUCAUUUUCACAUAAACUUUUUUUUGUGAAAAGAUGUGACAUGAACAUAUGGUCAUGUUCUUCUAAUCUCGUAUGUUCAAAAGAAAACAGGGUUUAAUAUUAUUCAGGAUUCCUACAUCCACUAUUUCUCCACUUGCACUCUGAGCAUUUUCCCAAAUAUGCAAUUGGAAUGAUGUAUAUAAUAUUGAUUUGCUUGUUAAUGGGCUUGUGUAAAUUGUAAUAUGCUCACACAUGAUACAAAAACUGAGGUUCCUGGUUUCUGGUAGCCUGCUAAAUUCUUUGACAGAUCCCUGUAAAAUACUAGUUACCUGUUUUAGGUAAGGUAAUGCUAGCACGUACAUAUAUGUUAAUCAUAAUGUCCCAACUUAAUUACUGAAGGACAUCUUUAUCUGCACAGAUAUCUUCUGUACCCUUGAUUGGUUUAAAUCGUGGUAAUAUAGACACUGCAUAACUGGGUAAAUAAGACUUUCAUAACUUGGUCUUAGAUGUUUAUUGCACUUUGAACCAGUUGGUCUCAGAUCCAAGUUAUGUUAACCAAAAUAGCUGCUAACCCCAAAAUGUAAUGGCAGGUAAUGUAAGGGGAAACCACCUAGGUUAAUAUUGUUAAUAUUGUUAAAGCUGUUGUCUUUAUUGUGUAGCAUAAAGUAGCAAUAACUUAACUUUUACUUAACUUUAACUUUAACUUAAACGUCAUGUUACCAAAAAGUUUAUUUGCCCACAUUUAAGUUUUGUUUAUAGAAAUAGGAAAUCUACAUGGGUACCACAAUAUACUUGUUAAAGGUACGUUUCUUGAUAAACCAGUGCCCUCCUCCCCAUCUCUAGGUUCGUUGUUGCACUAAUAGUGUUAAUCUCAGUCUAAAUCUGCACAGACAGAACACCUGCUAGCUCAGUGCUACCACAGUUCACACCCCCCGUUGGCUAUCCUCUCAUGCUUCUCUCUCCUUCUCUCUCAACGUUAGACUUUGGUAAGUUUGUGAAUGUGAGCAUUAGAAAAAAAAAUCUGACUGUCUAAACUUGUGUGCGCUUAAUGUCAAAAUCUAUGAGUAUGUGCAUAAAAACAGAAAUAUUUAACCUGUGUACUUAGCUAUGUGGAUAUGGAUAGUGUCUUUGUCUACUCAACACUAUGUAAGCACACCAUGAGGGGGAGAAAAAAACACCUGAACUUGCUCCUGCACUCUCUGAACACCGUUGUGAACAUCCUGUGUUAACAGCACCGUGGAACAGCAAAAAAUACUCAUUAUCAGGAAGGGUCUAAAUACUCUUGCACCAUGUCGUUUUCCGAAAUCGCCACUUAUACAAUGUGGUACUGAACAAUGUGGAACUGAACGCAACAAUGUGUGGUUGUUUUGCUAUUGCUAGUGUAAGGUUAUGACUAGUCUGUAAGAGAGCCACUGAACAACAAGGAUACUAUGAGGGAGUCAGCUUCAGCUUCAUUUUUAACUGAAUAAGGGUUGUUAGUAUAUCCAGUUUGAGAGAAACUCAUCCAUUACACCUCAAAUUCAUGUAGUGGGAUACUUGAGAACCUGUGGCAAUUGGAACUUUUCUCCUUUUUUAUUCAGUUUAAUUAAGACUAUCUCAACACGAAGUGUUGCAAACUUUUUCAGGACAGCUCACUUUGUUAAAAUCCUCUGUUAGCCAAGUAUGCUAAAAUUAUACUGUCAAGAAGGACUGUGAGAAAAUCAUCCUCACCCCAUACUGAAGUGCUUGAGAAUGAGUAAGAAUUCAUCACCAUGUCUUUGUUUUUACUACUAUGCUGGGAGAAAUGUCAUUAGAUAUAAGUAUACGAUGCAACAUUGGUCAUACUUACUACAUGGUUGAGUUGAAUAGUUGGUUGACUGGCAGAUUUAAUACUCAAGUAAAGUUGUUUGAGGCAAAGAUUGAUCCGAAUUGUGUAGUUAUUGCCUGAACGUUACACUCUGGUAGCAUAAUAUGUACCGUAAUAUGCCAGUAGAUGUCACUAAUUUGUCACUUUGUUAUCAUCUACAACUAACAACAUGACAAGAAUCUGCAUUGAUGAGUCCUCUCUUCAAAUGUUUUGUUUAUUCAAGGACAUUAUGAAAACUGAUAUAAUCCUAUUAAGUGGUGUACUGUCAUUAUUUAAAAAAACAUGUUAUUCUAAAACUUGAUCUCAAAAAUUGUUAAUUUUCUUCACAGACAUGUCAUUGCAGUUUGUUAAAAAUAUAUUUUGAUAAUUUCACUAAGUGUACUUUUUUCCCCCAGUUUUAUAGUGUGUUUGUGUCUGUGUCCCAAAACAGGUAAAGGGUGCUGUAAUGUUGGAUUUAUUAGUGUCAUGCAUAAUAUUCAUUGCAUGCUCUUUAUUUUCUGAAAGUUUCUUUUUCUGACGGUGUAUCUCAACAUGAAAAUGCUUAUAAUUACAACUCUGACUAUGAAUCUAAUAAAAGUUGAUGUUGUUUUCUA